AUGUCGAUACCUGGAGCCUUCCCAGAAGCCGCUCCACCAGCGGCGGUGGUUCCAACGAAGACCGGCGAGGAGCAAAAGACUCCGGAACGAGAUGUUGCCAGAUAUCCGAAGAUUACUGUCGCCCAAAGACAGGCGCUUAUUGAUAAUCUGCAGCUUGAAGUCACCGAACGAGCUCGCAAACUUCGUGCCAUCUACGCGUUACAUGCGCAAGGUCUCCGAUCAAGACUCGAGAUGCGCAUCAACCGUGUACCGCAGUCCUUGAGAUCCGCCAACAUUGAAGAAUUGGUGAACAAAUACGCCAAUCCGUCGCCCGUGAAACCCGCACCUCUCGGAGAGCGAUCGAUCACGAACCACGAGAUGCCCAGGCUAGAUUCCACGACCGCUCGCGCAGAUAAAGAAAACAGUCCCCUCCGAUCCCUCGGAAAGAAGAGACCAAGGUAA
Eremomyces bilateralis CBS 781.70 is the source of this 441-nucleotide messenger RNA. RefSeq lists its product as uncharacterized. The coding region runs from base 1 to 441 and encodes 146 amino acids. NCBI's taxonomy places the organism in Eukaryota, Fungi, Ascomycota, Dothideomycetes, Eremomycetales, Eremomycetaceae. Gene Ontology annotation, cellular component: chromosome, centromeric region; spindle midzone; chromosome passenger complex. Gene Ontology annotation, biological process: mitotic sister chromatid segregation. The transcript has 2 exons. The record is from RefSeq and is a predicted model, not a curated record.